Messenger RNA from Metopolophium dirhodum (rose-grain aphid), 1600 nucleotides. RefSeq names its product UDP-sugar transporter UST74c-like. Bases 463 to 1395 code for a protein of 310 amino acids. Lineage: Eukaryota; Metazoa; Arthropoda; Insecta; Hemiptera; Aphididae. The transcript is spliced from 3 exons. Gene Ontology annotation, cellular component: Golgi apparatus. Gene Ontology annotation, molecular function: antiporter activity; GDP-fucose transmembrane transporter activity. The record is from RefSeq and is a predicted model, not a curated record.
UACAUACAUUGUUAGGCACACAUUAUAUUGGUGCUACCAUAUUAUUAUAAUUAAUUGAAUCGUCCAUAUAGGUACUAAUAUCUCCCUUUAAUAGCUUACGAUGGAGUAUUUUACUAGGUUUUUCAAAAGGAUCGUCUACAUGCAGCUUUAAACUUUAUAAAUUAUUACAUAUUAUCUAUUGUACAUUUAAUUUUUGUUCGUCAUCUUUGUUGUGAUUAUAAUCUAUAUUGCAGAAUAUAUUUAUAUUUUAUUUGUCUGUGUUUGGUCGAAGGCAAUUCAUCUAGAAUUAGUCAAUGGACUGUCAACUGAGAAGUUCAUCGCGACCUUAUACGCAGGUUUAUAGCUCGAAGGAGCGUAUGCCAAAAGAUACACAAUCAUCGUUAAAAAUACAGCUAGUAAUACAACUCGACUAGCCCGCCAAACCGCCAGUCGUCGAAUUAUUGAUUAAAACAUAAACAUAAAAUGCAGCAGCAGCUGCCGAGGAACUCGAACUUCGCCAAAGUCGGCACAGCGUUGCUGUACGCGGCCGCAUCGACGUUGAUCACGAUCGUUAAUAAGUCCGUGUUGACCGGUUACGGGUUCCCAUCAUACAGGUUUCUGGCCGCGUGCCAGAUGCUUGUCACGGCCACCAUGCUGUACUCGGCCAAGCUGCUGGGACGGGUGACGUUCCCGGACAUCGACGGGCGCACGUUCGUCGACGUGUUUCCGAUGCCACUGAUCCAUCUGGGCAACGCGGUACUGGGCCUGGCCGGCACCAAAGAGCUCAGCUUGCCCACGUUUACCGUGCUUAGGCGUCUGGCCAUACCGAUGACCAUGUCGGGCGAAUACUACUUUCUGGGCGUCGUGGCCGAUCCGCUCGUCAAACUGUCCGUGGCCAUGAUGGUGGCCGGCGCCGCGAUAGUUGCGGUCGGCGAUGACAUCGAGUUGAACAUAAACAGGUACGCAUUUGUGUUGUUCAACGAUCUGCUGACGGCCGCCAACGGCGUGUUCACCAAGAGAAAACUGAACGCCAAUAGGCAAAUGGGCAAGCUCGGGCUUAUGUACUAUUCGUCCCUGUUCAUGAUUCCGCCCCUUCUGAUAUACUUGUAUUUUUCGAACGAUCUAGACGACGUGUACAGAUUCAAGUAUUGGUCGCAUCCGCCGUUUUUAAUUCAAAUGUUCGUUUCAUCUAUAAUGGGUUUCGUGUUAAAUUACAGUACAAUGCUGUGUAUUCAAUACAAUUCAGCCCUAACGACGACAAUAAUCGGAUGUCUUAAAAAUAUAUUUGUCACUUAUGCAGGCAUGUUUGUUGGUGGUGAUUAUGUGUACACGCUCUAUAAUUUUAUUGGUAUUCAUAUCAGUAUUAUUGGUAGUCUAUUUUACACCUAUGUGACAUUGUCACGUACUCACGUUUAGAUAACCUAAACAGCUGAUGAGACAAAACACCAAGUACCUACUAUUAAAAAUGUAUGUAUAGACUUUUCAUUAUUAUAUUUCUUGGAUUUUUGUAUUGAAUAUCGACUAUAUAAUAAUAUUAUAUACCUACUUUAAUAUAUUCACCUUUAAAAUUACGUUGUUUUAUAAUUUCUUGACUAAAUUAUUAUUUAUUAUAGUUUGUACA